This is a messenger RNA of Clarias gariepinus (North African catfish), 2378 nucleotides long. RefSeq names its product glucosamine-phosphate N-acetyltransferase 1 (gene gnpnat1). The transcript has 6 exons. Gene Ontology annotation, molecular function: monosaccharide binding; glucosamine 6-phosphate N-acetyltransferase activity. Gene Ontology annotation, cellular component: Golgi apparatus; endoplasmic reticulum-Golgi intermediate compartment; endoplasmic reticulum. Bases 110 to 664 code for a protein of 184 amino acids. NCBI's taxonomy places the organism in Eukaryota, Metazoa, Chordata, Actinopteri, Siluriformes, Clariidae. Gene Ontology annotation, biological process: UDP-N-acetylglucosamine biosynthetic process. The record is from RefSeq and is a predicted model, not a curated record.
CGGAAGUGCGGCGCGCGCCGGAGCCCCAGUCACUCAGUGCAUCGCCUCAGUUCCACAGCGUCCGGGGGAUUCGACCCAAACUACUCGUGUGUCACUGGGAAAACGUGCGAUGUUGCUGGACGAGACGCCGCUUUUUGACCCCACCUUGCUCCAGGAUCUGGACUGGAGCAACAGCAAGGUGUCCUUCUCACCCCCUAUCUCGCCCUUACAGCCCGGAGACGGCCUCGUCCUCCGUCCUCUCCGCCCUGCCGACUUAGACAGAGGACUGUAUAAGGUCUUGUCACAGCUCACAGUGGCAGGAGACGUCACGAAAGAGCAGUUCCGAGCGAACUUUGAACACAUGAAGAAAACGGGCGACUAUUACGUUAUUGUGGUCGAGGACACGAACCUGGGACAAAUUGUUGCCACAGCGAUGCUCAUCAUCGAGCACAAGUUCAUCCAUGCAUGUGCAAAGCGAGGGCGUGUUGAGGAGGUGGUGGUGAGCGACAUCUGCCGAGGGAAACAACUGGGAAAACUGCUCGUCGCCACGUUGACCCUGCUCAGCAAAAAACUCCAGUGCUACAAGAUCACUCUGGAGUGCGCGCAGAAGAACGUGGAGUUCUACAAGAAGCUGGGGUACAUGGCGUCAGAGGAGACCUACAUGCAGUGCCGCUUCUUCGACUGAGUCCUUACAGAGCGUGCAGCUCCCGAGAUCUGAGCUCACACUGACUUUUACCUUGCUUCUCCACCAUUUUCCUUUCAAGCAAGGGCUAGCUAAGACUCGAAGGUAGUUUGGGACAAAACUAAAAACGUAAGAAAAAAAAUCUGCCAAAUCUGCAGCAUGAUGAAGGAUUGUGCCAGUAGUACAUGUGAUUGCUAAAGGUCUCUUUAGUUUGUUAGUCAAUGAUGCUGGAAGAUGCUAUCUUUAAGAAGGUACUUGAACAUUUUCUAAAAAAAAAAACCUAAAAAAAAAAAAACCCCAGAGGUAUAACUUUUCUAUUCUAUACAGUAAUUUAUAUUUUAUUUUUACUUAUAAUAAACAGUACCAAAAUAUUCUCUUAACGGAGAACCAAGAACAGUUUUGAAAAUUAAAAUCGUGAGGAAGCAUGUUUUGCUUAUUCAUACACAAUCAAUUGCGUGAUCCUGUGAAGUCACAUGUUAUCUAUGUUAGCCUCACAGGUGCCAGCGGCUCGGUUUCUUUACUCGUCUCUCGUAAAUGCUGGGUUAGACAUUCCGGUGACUCUGGAGAGAACCAGAAGCUGACUGCCAUGACGUUUACGUAACUUUACCGCUUAGACAUGUGCCGAUAUCAUAGGGAUGGGAAUCACCAGGGGAACACGUGGUACAUCAUCAUAUUAUCACGAUACCCGGGUGACGAUUCGAUUUGUAUUGCGAUUCCGUAAGUGUCAUGAUUUUGAAUUUGUUCCUACCACACAGCAUGCCGUGCUGCCUGCCAAUGUGUAAACAGUUUAUAUCCACCUUGAGGAUUUUAGAAGAACUGCAACUUGUAUCGAUAUCAAAUUAAAUUUUAUUUAUACAGGAAGUUGGUAGGGAGCGUCAUCAAGGUGAAACUGAGAGCACGUCACAGGCUUUCCUUACCGACUAAGAGUAGGCAGUAUCGUCUACAGUGAAAACGGGUACGUCAGGCCGAGCUCAUAGCUACUGAAACCCCGGAUUGGCGCCAUCAUCUUUUAGGUCACACUGUGACGUAACAGGGCUCCAGUGUCAUUAGGUCAUUCUGUGAGCGUGUCACAGGCGCUUCUCACCGAAUGCAACAGUAACGAAAACGGGUCGAGCUCAUACCUACCGAGCCCCCGGAGCAGACAUAAGGGUUGCUUAAACAUGGGGGCAGCGUGAAGAGAGGCAGAGAGUUGACCGCCCUCUACAUUCUGCAAGUAACGGUAGCAGACUAGCAUCUGCGUGUAACCUCUAGUAUAACUAAAUAAAUUAAUGCUGCACAAAAGAAUCGCAAUAUAUAACCAAAUCAUUUUUUUUUUAUUUAUAAUAAUACCCUCCCAUUUCUACGAUGUCGUUUCCUGUCACGGUAAGCUCUUAAUUUCUCACGGUUUAUGUAAAUAUCUUUUUUUUUUUUUUAAAUCCUACAGCUAAUUUGUUUGUGACAACACUACUACUACUACUGCGCACUGUAACAUGCUGAUUAUAUGUCGAGCCUCGAUAAGAAGUCUCUUAUUUAUUAGCAGAAUGUACACCAGAGAGAAUGUCAACUGAUUACAAAUCUGUUCCUAUUAAAUAAUGCAUCACUAUCUAAUGUUUAUUUUUAUAUCAGUAAGUCAGGCUUACACUUUGGAUCUGGACUUGUUUAUACUGUAUAAUCCUUUGUUAUAGUGAAUGCUCUAUAUGGAAGAAAUGGGUAUAAAGUUAUUUUUAAAACCAAAUUC